AAGUGGAAGAUCUGCUGUCUUCACUGAAAGAGAUCCAGCACACUUUGAUAGAUUCACAAAGCCAGGAAGACUUAUAUUUACUUCUACAACUGGUGCAAAAUAAAGACUUUCAGAACGCAUUUAGAAUUCACAAUGCCGUUGCUGUCCACAUGAACAAAGCUAGCCCCCCUUAUCCACUUAUCCCAAAUGUCCAGGAGUUAACACAAGAGGUACAGCAUGUUAUUAAGACAAGCCAUCCGAAAGAAUGUCAAGAACUUGAUGAUUUACUAAGCACACCACACAUCCAGGCACUUCUUCUUGCUCAUGAUAAAGUGGCAGAGCAGGAAAUGAUGCCAGAGUCCGUUCCGGAAGAUACGUUUUAUGAAAACAUCGGGCAAUAUGGAGACGAGAUGGUUAAGAUUGUAAGAAUAGAAAAGGCGAAAGAUAUACCACUGGGGGCCACAGUACGGAAUGAACUAGACUCUGUCAUCAUCAGCCGAAUAGUCAAAGGAGGUGCAGCUGAAAAGAGUGGGCUUUUGCAUGAAGGAGAUGAAAUUUUGGAAAUAAAUGGUAUUGAAAUUCGAGGAAAAGAUGUCAAUGAUGUUUUUGAGCUACUGGCUGAAAUGCAUGGGACAUUGUCUUUUGUACUUAUUCCAAGUCAACAGACAAAACCUCCGCCAGCAAGGGAAACUGUGAUACAUGUGAAAGCACAUUUUGACUAUGACCCUACUGAUGACCCAUAUGUGCCAUGCAGAGAACUGGGUCUUUCCUUCCAGAAGGGAGAUAUUCUCCACAUCAUCAGUCAGGAUGACCCCAAUUGGUGGCAGGCCUACAGGGAUGGAGAUGAAGAUAAUCAGCCUCUUGCAGGACUUGUACCAGGACACAGAGUAACUUCGGAAAUGGAUGUGUUGGGCAUCUACCUUCAGUUACCCAGUUUGACCGUUCCCGCUGGGAGCUCAUGGAUUGGAUUGGGCAUGCCACAGUUGAAUGAACGCACUGUUGCUGUGAAGGAAACGUUUUUCAUCCCUCCCAGGCAGUUUUUGUUCCAGAGCAUCGCUACCAAGAGUUGCAAACCGGAGUUUUGCUCCCUGCCUCAUCCACAUUUCCUGUUGUCAACCUUGCCAAAGUCUACUGAAAGCCCUAGAUCAGCUCCUUUCUCAGAGGGUUUUAAGUCUCUGUUCCAGAGGCAGAAAUGUUUCAGGGGGUUCUAUUCCAACCUGUUUACUGUGCCCAAAGCAAUCUUCGAUCUGAAGAUUCUUAGCAGGUUCCUACAGGUCCAAACGUUCCGUAUGGAAUCUACCCAAACAGUCAGAACCUUCUUUUUGCAGGGUGAUUUCCUGGUCUCCGUGGAUGUCAAGGAUGCAUAUUAG
Molecule: messenger RNA, 1349 nt
Organism: Nanorana parkeri
Lineage: Eukaryota; Metazoa; Chordata; Amphibia; Anura; Dicroglossidae
Product: MAGUK p55 subfamily member 5-like
Exons: 9
Biological process (GO): protein localization to plasma membrane; establishment or maintenance of polarity of embryonic epithelium; establishment or maintenance of epithelial cell apical/basal polarity
Cellular component (GO): plasma membrane; adherens junction
Molecular function (GO): protein binding
Source: RefSeq, a predicted model, not a curated record